AAAACCCUAGCAAUGCUUCUCCUCCUAAACCUCCCCACAGAAUUUUCUCCCCGCGGUGACGAAUCCCGACCCCGAUAUAAGUAAAACCCUAGCACACACAGAAAGAGGAGUCUGUUUUCCGUGCGAAUGGCACUCUACCUCCUUUUCGAAUCUGCCUCUGGCUACUCUCUCUUCCUCGCUCAUGGCCUCGACGAGAUCGGCCAGAGCAUCGACGCUAUACGCGAUUCGGUUCUCGACCUUAGUCGCUUCGGCAAGGUCGUCAAGCUUGCAGCUUUCAGCCCUUUUUCCUCUGCACUCGAUGCUCUGAACCAGUGCAACGCUGUAUCCGAAGGAAUUAUGACCGAUGAGUUGAGGAAUUUUUUGGAGCUCAAUCUCCCUAAACGUAAGGAAGGGAAGAAGUCCAACUUCAGCCUCGGAGUCGCCGAGCCGAAGGUCGGGUCCCAGAUCUUGGAGGUGACGAAGAUUCCGUGCCAGAGCAACGAUUUUGUCUUGGAGCUUCUCCGUGGUGUCCGGUUGCACUUUGAUAGGUUGAUCAAGGAUUUAAAGCCAAACGAUCUGGAGAAAGCUCAACUUGGUUUGGGCCAUAGUUAUAGCAGAGCAAAGGUCAAGUUCAAUGUCAACAGGGUCGAUAAUAUGGUCAUUCAGGCAAUUUUUCUUCUUGAUACCCUUGAUAAAGAUAUCAACACUUUCUCAAUGAGAGUGAGGGAGUGGUAUUCAUGGCAUUUUCCAGAACUCGUUAAAAUCGUCAAUGAUAACUAUCUGUAUGCAAAAAUUGCGAAGUUUGUUGACGACAAAUCAAAUUUAUCGGAAGAUCAUGUUCCGCAGUUGGCUGAUAUUGUUGGUGAUGAGGAGAAGGCGAAGAACAUUGUAGAAGCUGCUAAAGCAUCCAUGGGACAGGACCUGUCUCCAAUUGAUUUGAUUAAUGUCCAGCAGUUUGCACAGAAGGUUAUGGAUUUGUCUGCAUAUAGGAAUAAGUUAUAUCAGUAUCUAAUCACAAAGAUGAAUGACAUUGCACCAAAUUUGACUUCUUUAAUUGGUGAAAUUGUGGGAGCAAGACUUAUUUCUCAUGCCGGAAGCCUCUCAAAUUUAGCUAAGUGCCCUUCUUCGACUCUUCAGAUACUUGGUGCUGAGAAAGCGCUUUUCAGAGCAUUGAAAACUAAAGGAAAUACUCCAAAGUAUGGUUUAAUAUUCCAUUCUUCUUUUAUUGGACGUGCUUCUGCUCGAAACAAAGGACGUUUAGCUCGUUAUCUUGCAAACAAAUGUUCAAUUGCAUCUCGUAUUGACUGUUUUUCAGAUAUGAAUACCACCAUAUUUGGAGAGAAACUUCGAGAACAGGUUGAAGAGAGGUUGGAUUUCUAUGAUAAAGGAGUUGCACCUCGCAAGAAUGUUGAUGUCAUGAAAGCUGCCAUUGAAGCUACAAUACAACAAAAUGAGGAAGAAGGUGUUGAAAAUAAAGAUGCAGAACAUUCUGCAAAGAAAAGAAAGAAGAACAAAACCAAAGAGGUCCAGGAAUUAGAACCAAUGGAAGAGGAUAAGCUUGAGCCUGGAAUUGAGAAGAAGAAGAAGAAGAAAAAGAAGCAAAAGGAUGUAGAGGAGGUGGACGUUGCAGUUGCGGUGAACCUGGGAAAUGGUCAUGAUACUGAUCAAAAUGGACCUGCCAAGAAGAAAAAGAAAAACCGAGAAGCGGCAAAUGUUGGUGAUAUAGAAAUGGCCACCGAUGGCAAGAUGAAGAAGAAGAAGAAGAGGAAAAAUGAAGGUGAGGAUUGAUAUAUGUUUUGAGAAAAGCUUUGAAGUCAGUUAUCUAUGAGAAUCUCUGAAACACUUCAGAUGAUCGGCCCUUUCAAUUUAUAUUCAAAUUGCUGGCAACCAAAUAGUUGAUUGGGCAUUGUUUUUGUUCUCUUUUAAGUUAAUUUUAAUUUAUUGUUGUAUCAUUUUGGUAGAAAUUUUUGCUUUAUGUUCCACUAAGUGUCUGCAAACCUUUUAUUUCAAAUGAAAGCUAUGGUGAAUACCGUUUUAGAUUCA
Molecule: messenger RNA, 2022 nt
Organism: Phalaenopsis equestris
Lineage: Eukaryota; Viridiplantae; Streptophyta; Magnoliopsida; Asparagales; Orchidaceae
Product: nucleolar protein 56-like
Exons: 8
Coding region: 127-1767 (546 amino acids)
Cellular component (GO): box C/D methylation guide snoRNP complex; small-subunit processome
Molecular function (GO): snoRNA binding
Source: RefSeq, a predicted model, not a curated record